Diprion similis is the source of this 3753-nucleotide messenger RNA. It is a transcript of the gene NAT1, whose product is annotated as eukaryotic translation initiation factor 4 gamma 2. Gene Ontology annotation, molecular function: mRNA binding; protein binding; translation initiation factor activity. The record is from RefSeq and is a predicted model, not a curated record. Gene Ontology annotation, cellular component: eukaryotic translation initiation factor 4F complex. The transcript is spliced from 8 exons. Lineage: Eukaryota; Metazoa; Arthropoda; Insecta; Hymenoptera; Diprionidae. Bases 514 to 2826 code for a protein of 770 amino acids.
UCGGCUACUCCUCAGGCCUUCCGACACCCGAAGUCAGUCUCAAUUCAGACGUUGUAUUGACAAGACGUCGAGUUACGGUCCGUCCGGAAGUCCCCGAGUACAGCCGACGGAUUGCGAAAGGCUCCACAAACAACAACCAUCGGCCCUUCCUAGAGGAAGAUCUGUGUGCUGUGGUUUAUCAUUCAGGGGGCCAAAACACGCGCAACAACGGACGACCCCACAGGACCGGGGGGUGCUUCUCGUGUCUCGGGAGGAAGGGACGAAAUUCGCUCCCUAUCCACUAAGCGACGCUGGAUCCCUCCUUCAACUAUUAGACGCGAUGCACUCACCCAAGAAAGCAGAAAUGAUCUCAUCUUCAGAAAGGUGCGGGGUAUUCUUAACAAGCUUACACCGGAAAAGUUUGCAAAGCUGAGCAACGACUUGCUCGACGUCGAGCUCAAUUCCGAUGUGAUUCUCAAAGGUGUCAUUUUAUUGAUCUUUGAUAAGGCGCUCGAUGAACCAAAGUACAGUUCUAUGUACGCACAGCUGUGCAAGCGGCUGUCCGACGAAGCUCCAAACUUUGAACCUCAGAAACCAAACGUUGAAGGUCAAAAACCCCAAAGCACAUUUAAACAGCUGUUACUUAACAAGUGCAAGCUCGAGUUUGAAAAUCGAUCAAAGGCUCACGAGGCAUUCGAUGGUCAGGAUGAUUUGGCCCCGGAGGAGGAGGAGCUCCGUCAGUUGGCAAAACGCAAGAUGCUCGGUAACAUCAAAUUCAUCGGGGAGUUGGGAAAAUUGGAAAUCGUAUCGGAAUCUAUCCUACACCUGUGCAUUCGGCAGUUACUGCCGGAGAGACGGAGGGGGGGAUCCAGGGGGGACAUGGCCAAGGAUAUCGAAUGUCUGUGCCAGAUUAUGCGUACUUGCGGACGCAUUCUGGACUCGGACAAGGCCCGUGGUCUCAUGAAUCAGUACUUCAGACGCAUGAGCGUCUUGGCAGAGAGCAGCGACCUACCCCUGCGCAUCCGUUUUAUGUUACGCGAUGUCAUUGAGUUGCGUCGCGAUGGCUGGGUGCCACGAAAGGCUACCAGUACCGAGGGACCUAUGCCCAUCAAUCUGAUCCGCAAUGACAACGAUGACUCGUCUAGGGGUGGCGGUUAUCACAGGCGAGACGAUCGCCCUAGCAGCGACAUCUUUAGGAAAAUGCGAGGCCUUGACGAUAUGUUGAGUAGUAUCUCACUAAGCUCCCAUUCCUUCAGCAUAGGACCCGCACCGUUUAGUUCUAAUGGCUAUUCGGGACCUGGUAACGUCGGCUACGGACGACACAACCAGCGCAAUCAACCCAACCAUUACCAAAAUCAGAAUCGUCAUCAGAACAAUUACCAGGGGAAGCACAAUCACAAUCAGCAACAACAGAACUCUCCCCAUAAUUACAACAACAAUGGUAACAAAGAGCAGUCUAGAUUGAAUAGGAAGAUACUGAUAAAACAACACUCAGAGGAAGUGUCUCUUAGGCCUGCAGCCAAUUCAAUGGUAUUCAGCGCCAACAUGAAGCCUCCAAACUUACCUCUGAACAGCAGGAUAGGUCUCUUCCCAGGACAUGCAUCUGAGGCUUUGCUCGCAUCGGCUGGUUCUCUAAAGGCUAGCCCACCGUUGCUGCACAAGGAUCCGUCACCGGCGAUUGUGAUCAAGCAGGGUCCGGUAGAGAAACGUGACAAAGUACGCGACAGAAAGGAUAAGGGACCUUCCAAGGAGGAGGUGUUGAAGAAAAUGAACGCUCUUAUGGACGAAUACGUUAAUCAUGGAAAUGUCCAGGAUGCGUUAACGGCUUUCAAGGAUCACAAAGUACCAGAAAGAUUCUUACGUCACGUCAUCUAUGUAUUUUAUUCCAACACGCUCGAUCGAGGUGAUACGGAGCGCGAACUUGCCGGCAAGUUUGUUGUCGAAUUGAAGAAGGAAGGGCUUGUUAACGGGCAACAGAUACUCGAGGGAUGGAAGGAACUCGUCAGCAGUAUGGACGAGAGGGAGAGCACCAUCCCAUGCGUAGCAUCUCACGUCGCCUCCAUUACAGCUAAAACUAUAGUUGACAAUCUCAUGCAGCUGACUGAUCUCGCUUCAGUAACGGAGAACGGGCAACAUCAUCCUCUCUUCCUUUUGACUCUCCAGCAGUUGCACAAGACUCAGGGAAAAGCUAGGCUCAUGCAGAUAUUCAACGAAAGUAAGGUCAACCUGAUGAGUCAGCUGCCAGAGGUGGAGAAGACUAAGGAAAGGCUCGGCAAGAUCCUUGAGGAUAGGGAAUUGACGUUUCUCUACCCUCUGCUCAGGAUCCAAAGGGAGAUAGGGAGACAACUCGAGUCUGAUCCCAGCCCUAACGCCCUAUACAAGUGGAUCAAGGAGAAACUUGACCCUUCGCAUCACUCCGAUCCAAGCUUCAUCAAUGCUCUGAUCACUGUGCUCCUCAAAUAUAUCACACAGGAGACAACAUUAGGUCCGGGUGUCGACCCAGAGUCCCCCGUGGACAAGGCUCUAGCGGAGAAAGAACGUGCGUUGUUAGAAAAGUACGGCCGCGUUCUCGAGUCCUUCCUACCGACCAUCGAUUCUCAAGUGACUGCCGUUCACGCUCUUCAGGUAUUCUGCUAUUCGCACAAAUUCCCCAAGGGGAUGUUACUGCGAUGGUUCAUAGCUCUUUACGAAAUGGAAGUCGUCGACGAGGAGGCCUUCAUGAAGUGGAAGGAGGAUGUUACCGAUGAUUAUCCUGGCAAAGGACAAGCCCUCUUCCAGGUAAAUUCCUGGCUGACAUGGCUUCAGGACGCAUCUUCGGAAGAGGAGGAGGAUGACGGGGACAACUAAAAAGGUGGACGAUGGCCCGCGAAGGGGAGCCCAUCAUCUCUUAAGACUACCUAUUAUUUGAGGAUAGGGUUUUAAUUAUCCACUACACGCUGAGCCGAGGGAUUCCGUUUUAUUAAUUGCGUUGUCUCCAUCUACAACACGGUAAACUGCUACCAACAACAGCAAAAACAACAACAACAACAACAACCUGUCAGUCGGUCGGCCAUUUAGCGGAACGAAGGAAACCUGUGACGUGAUUUUAAAAAAACGAAAACUCCAAAAAAGUAAUGAAAAAAAAAACAAAAAACAAGACGAAACUAAGAAACAAAAUAAAAAAUUUAAUUAAAUACAGUUAAAAAAAAAAUAGCAAAAAGUAAUAAUAAUAAUAAUAAUAACAAACCCGCGGGUGGCGCGACAGACCCUUGAAACAGGAAGUUUUAACGUUUUAGAUAAUUGAAUUAUUAUUAUGAUUUAUAUAAGGAAAUUGGGCCAGCAGAUAUCAAGAUACGCCGCAAUAUGAUUAAUUUAAAGUAUAUGUUUAGACACGGUACGAGCGUAAUGGGAAUAAAGAAACAGAGAACGAGAAAGAGAAAUUGGUUGAAGAAUGGAGUAGAGAAGCCGAGGAAAAGAAAUGAGGGAAGGAAAAAACGAAUGAAUAAAUAAAUUAAUAAACAUAAGAAAUACAAUUACCAAAACUUAAAAACAAAAAAAAAAACGAGAAAACAUAAAAAAAAAAAAUCAAUACUAUAUUAGUCUGGUGAUUUGUGUUGUCCAAGUUUUUGUCUAGUAUUGUGCAUGUGCCACGUUUUGUAAGUCUUUUUGUCCGCGGCCACAAACGAGUCGCUUGUUAUCUCUGUGUACCAGCUUUUACAUUUAUUAUGAUGAAAUAUUAUUAUUAUUAAUUAUAUUAUUAUUAUUAUUAUUAUACUACAAUUAUUUACUUAUUAC